AUGCCCAAACAAUCCUGCGCCACUGGACAGUCGCUAUCCGCCCAUACUGGUCUUCAUGAAGUGUCUGAUAAUAGGACCGACCUCCAUAAGCGUCAAUCCCUCAACACCGACGCUCUGAUCAAUCGUAUUGGAAAUUCAGAAGGCUGUCCUACCACCAGACGAGUAGCACUGGUCGGCAUUGCCACUGACUGCACAUACACAGCAUCGUUUAACUCGACAGAGUCCGUCCGCCGCAACCUUAUUAACGUAGUAAACACGGCAUCGGAAGUCUUCGAGAGGACUUUUAACAUCUCUCUGGGCCUGCAUAAUGUCACCAUCAGCGAUUCCGUCUGUUCAGAUCGCGCUUCGGAUGCGACUCCGUGGAACGCCGCCUGCUCCGAUGGUAACAUGGACGGACGUCUACGACAGUUUACCUCAUGGCGACAGUCUCUGCAGGACUCCACCAAUGCCUACUGGACGCUGAUGACAGGCUGUCCGACGCGAGGAGAGGUGGGAGUUUCGUGGGUUGGUCAGUUGUGCAAUCCUCAAAACGGCGUUAACGUCGUAGCGCAGACGUCGAAUGAAUGGCAGGUUUUUGCCCACGAGUCUGCGCAUACAUUCGGAGCCGUUCACGACUGCACUGCGGAUACAUGUUCCUCAGGACAGUGCUGUCCUCGCUCCACAUCUACCUGCGAUGCUAACGCACAGUACCUGAUGAACCCGUUCUCCGCCUCUUCUCAGAGCGACUUCUCGCCUUGCACUGUGGGGAAUGUGUGCGGUCUGAUCGGAUCGGGAAACGUCCUGACGAGGUGUCUUAUCAGCAACCGGAAUGUUCCCACCAUCACGGCCAACGAGUGUGGGAAUGGCAUCGUUGAGGAGGGAGAGGACUCUGCUCUGAUGUAUCUUCCCGAGGAUACUGCAUGGGAACAGGCAGACAGGUACUGGACGGCACUCCUUGUAGCGGUGGACAGUGUCGCAAUGGACAGUGCCGGCCGGAUCAGGACAGUGACGGGUCCUCUUGGGUCGAUCGUCAUCGGUCUUUGGUAA
This is a messenger RNA of Aspergillus tanneri, 1026 nucleotides long. RefSeq names its product ADAM metallopeptidase domain (gene ADAM9). NCBI's taxonomy places the organism in Eukaryota, Fungi, Ascomycota, Eurotiomycetes, Eurotiales, Aspergillaceae. Gene Ontology annotation, molecular function: metalloendopeptidase activity. Gene Ontology annotation, biological process: proteolysis. The record is from RefSeq and is a predicted model, not a curated record. Bases 1 to 1026 code for a protein of 341 amino acids. The transcript has 3 exons.